Molecule: messenger RNA, 820 nt
Organism: Brassica napus (rape)
Lineage: Eukaryota; Viridiplantae; Streptophyta; Magnoliopsida; Brassicales; Brassicaceae
Product: dirigent protein 15-like
Exons: 1
Coding region: 158-739 (193 amino acids)
Source: RefSeq, a predicted model, not a curated record
UUUUUAUGCAGCAUUCCAUUUUGUUAAAGAAUAUCCUACCUACAGUUUUCACAUUGAACACUAGUAUGAUGAAACUCUAUAAAUAAUCAAAAUUUCGUUUGGACUUUAAUCUUUCCAUCGUAUAUUAUUCUUAAGUUUACAUGAGAACAUAAUAAUAAUGAAAAGCGGGAUAAUGUCGUUAAUCUUUGCGCUCUAUUUAGCCGUUAUGGUUGUUACAGCGAAUAGCGAUUCCAACUACUACGGGACGACCAAGCCGGUUCAUCCGAAGGAGGAGAAAGUGACACGUCUCCGCUUCUACCUUCAUGAUAUCCUCAGUGGCAGAAACCCCAGCGCCGUCAGAAUCGCACACGCCAAUCUCACCGGCGGCGCAGAUUCGGCAGUAGGAUUCGGAAGCCUGUUCGCGAUGGACGAUCCACUCACCGUGGGACCCGGGAAAGGUUCGAAGGAGAUAGGAAACGGGCGUGGAAUGUACGUAUCCGCGAGCAAAGACAUAAGAAAGUUCACGAUCGUGAUGUACGCGGAUUUGGCGUUCACGACGGGGAAAUUCAACGGAAGCUCGAUAAGCGUGUUCUCCAGGAAUCCGGUAGCCGAAGAGGCGGGAGAGAGAGAGAUUGGGAUCGUGGGAGGACGUGGUAAAUUCAGAAUGGCUAGAGGCUUCGUCAAAAUCAAAACGCAUCAGAUCGACAUGAAGACAGGCGAUGCUGUUCUCCGUUACGAUGCUACUGUUUACCAUUAUUAACCACAUCAUUUUAUGUUCAAACUAUAAUUUGUAACAACUCUACAAUUAUAUUUCCGAUUCAAAUGAUAAUCCGAUUCCAAA